Nematostella vectensis (starlet sea anemone) is the source of this 2294-nucleotide messenger RNA. Its product is annotated as dynactin subunit 2. Bases 115 to 1326 code for a protein of 403 amino acids. The record is from RefSeq and is a predicted model, not a curated record. NCBI's taxonomy places the organism in Eukaryota, Metazoa, Cnidaria, Anthozoa, Actiniaria, Edwardsiidae. The transcript is spliced from 17 exons. Gene Ontology annotation, cellular component: centrosome; dynactin complex; cytoplasm. Gene Ontology annotation, biological process: mitotic spindle organization.
UGUGGUUGAGUGUAUGUGUGUUGUAUUUGUGUCUUCUUUUGCGCUUGACGGACCCCGGAGGACUUGGCUCUGCUAGGGGGCUCUGCUGGCCUGGUUACUCUGCUCCUAACCAAUAUGGCCGCCAGAGGUAAAUACGAAAACCUCCCAGGAAUUGAUAAUCAACAAGACGUAUUUGAGACGCCUGAUGUGGUUACCGAUGAAGACAAAAGUUCCCAGAAUGAUGAUGCUGACGAAAAUGUGGAAGUCCUAAGUGUUGAUACAAACCAAGCGUUCAAUAGAUUCCAGGGAAAGUAUCUGGAUUCAAGUGGGAUAGAUUUUUCUGAUGGAAUUGGGCUAAGAAAGAUAAAAGGCUACCGCACAAGAUCAGAAUAUGAGAUCAUAGGUGAUGCAAGUGAGAAGGAGACACCUGAACAAAAGUAUCAGCGACUACAGCAUGAGAUGAGGGAGCUUGCAGAAGAGCUUGAUCAAAUCAAGGGAACUGUGCAGGACGAGGAAGAAGAAAAAAAGCUUUCUCCAGUUGCCUUAGCUCAGGAGGUGAAAAUUCUGCAACAGCAGCUUCAUGAUCUUCACUUGGAGAAAGUUUUAGGGAAAAAGGUUUUGGAAAGUUCUUCUUCACCACAAGGUGGUUUGUCCCAACGCUUGCAGACACAGCUGGAAGCAUUUAAAUCACAUGAAAGCAUUAAAGCCAAGCCUCCAUCAAAGAGUGACUUUGUCACUUAUGAGUUGUACUACAAACCAGAGCAUGCAAAGUUCAAUCAGGUUUCUCAGCUCAGCGCACUGGAGAACAGGGUUCAGACAUUGGAGAAAGUACUUGGCCAUGACACAGAUAUGGUGUCUUCCAUCACUGCUGAUCUAGAAAUCAAAGAAAAAAGUCUCUUGUCUGCAGUGUCUGCUAUUCAAUCAAAGAUUGCUCUCUUGGACGCCAAUCACAUUGAGCAUAUUGAUGCAAGGCUACAGGGAGUACUUCACCAUGUGUCCCAGAUCUCUGAAAAAAAGAAUGAAGUCGAAAAUGCUGCCAAGCAGUCUAAGGUUUCUCAGUUGUAUGAUCAGCUCAAUAAAUGGGACACCGUCGUUGAUGUGGUACCAGAUGUGAUUGAUAGACUCCACUCUCUAAAAGCUUUGCAUCAACAAGCGAGUCAUUUCGGACAGACACUUGUUCAGUUGGACAAAGCUCAGCAGGAUGUGUCAAACCAGCUUCACACACAAGGCAGCCUUCUUAAAGAGGUUGAGGGAAACUUCAAGACGAAUCUGUCCGCCAUUGAAGAGAACUGUUCCAAGAUUGAUGCCCGAAUUGCCGCUCUGCUAGCUAAAGUCGACAAGCGAUGAGUAGUUUUAUAACCAUAGGAAAUAACUAGAUAUAUCUGUCAUCAUAUUAUUGAAAAGGAGAGGGUUGUGCCCGUGACUAGAGUUUUAGUGAAGAAAGUUAAAUUAUUGAUAUUCCUUUCUCGGGACUAUGGCUUUCAUCGUAGGGAUGAAUAUGUAGCAAAUUCUGCCAAAUUUCAUAAUUCUUUUGUCAGUCCUUUUUAUCCCCUACCGACAUCUUCUCUCCUCUCCCCUUUUUUCGGUUAUUAUCAUCGAUACCACCAAGCUAAGUCUUUAAACUUGAGCUGGUCACUUAUAUUUCCUGGCUUUAUAGCAAGAGAGUCCGUCUCACAAAACCCGGAUUAAGAACCAACUCACCCAUACGUCUGCGAAUUUUCGGUGGGAAGCUGAAAACCGACAAAAACAACCCUCUGGUGCGUCAGUGCGUCUGAAAUCCGAUGUAAUUUUCAGUAUGUUUUAUCAUGAUUGUCUUUGAGCAGUGUAUUACCCUCCUUGAAAUAUUUCCCUCUAUGCAUCAUUGAAAAUUUCGCGUGUCGCGAUCAAAGAAGCUGAUGAACGUCGUCGAAUCGAAAUUAUUAAAGUGUGUUCCAUAACCCCUUCUCUUUUCCUCAGUUGUUGUCAUUACCCCCCCCCCCCCUUGUCGUUGCAUCCAAAAGUGACUUUAUUGUCCUCGUUUAAAGUGGGGUAGCAGACCAAAGGAUCUAAAUAAAUGAAAAUAUGAUAUUUAUUGCUGAGAACUAUGCGUAUCGUGAAGUUUUAGAUCAUUUAUUAUUCACAAGGCAUGUGUAAUAAGCCGAUUAAUUAGCACCAAGACGAGCUAGCCGGCAAGAUGAACGUAGAUGAUAAACUAAUCUUCUUUUGAUCAUUGUCGCACUGCAAGUACUAGGUGAACACAGGGGCUAAAGGGGAAGAUGAAUUAGUUUGUGACGAGUUGUAGUAUUAACCAAACCAAUAAAGUCUGAAGGGACAAA